Molecule: messenger RNA, 477 nt
Organism: Parnassius mnemosyne (clouded apollo)
Lineage: Eukaryota; Metazoa; Arthropoda; Insecta; Lepidoptera; Papilionidae
Source: the annotation of a GenBank genome assembly
AUGUCGAGGGCAAACAGUAAAGCAAGCAAUUCAAAUGCUUCAGCAAAAUUGACGAAAAAAAUAAUAACCUCUCCUCAAGUUUAUAAACCCGUUGGACCAUACAGUCAUGCUGUGUUAGCCGAUAGAACACUAUAUGUGUCAGGCGUGUUGGGACUGGACGCAUCAUCGAAUAUGAUAUGUGGAGUAGAGGGCCAAGCAAGACAAGCGCUUUGCAAUCUUAAACUAAUCUUAGAAGCUGGUGAUUCUUCACUCAGAGGAGUUGUUAAAACGACGAUCCUGCUAGCUUGCAUUGAGGACUUGCAAGUAGUCAACCCAAUCUACGCUGAAUUUUUCCCGCAAGAAUUUCCAGCGCGUGCGGCUUAUCAAGUAGCUAGACUGCCUCUUAAUGCUUGUAUCGAGAUUGAGGCGGUGGCUUUGAGUGGCGAAAUAGAAGUAGCCGAUGGAACUUCAUGUCCCUGCGCCCGUACAUACAUUUAA